GAGUUUCCCGCGGUUUCCCCGCGCGCGCGCCCCAAAUUUCCCGCCAGAAGCCGCGCCUGCAGUGACUUUGACAGCGCCGCAACCGCCGGGUACUCGGCAUCGGCAUCGGCAUCGGCAUCGCCAGCAAAGCCACCAGCGAGAGGGAGCACGACGAGCAUGUCAUCCUGGGACGACGACGACGACACGGCGGCAGCGGCGGCCACGGACGUGGAGCUGCUGAAGCGGGCGUGGCGGAACGAGAAGGCCGCGCCGGAGAUCCUCCGCUUCGACUCGCCCCUCGUGUCCCGCGUCCGCGAGCAGAUCCAGCUCCUCGAGGAGACGCUCGACGACUUCGCCGACAGCGGCGUCGACGACCUGGUGGUCUCGCUCUACCAGAUGGACCUCGACCGCACGCUCUUCCUCCUCCGCUCCUACCUCCGCCUCCGCCUGCAGAAGAUCGAGAAGUACACGAUGCAUAUCUCCAGGUCCGACGACCUCCUCAGCCGCCUGUCCCAGCAGGAACGCCGCUUCGCCAAGAGUUGUGCGGAGAUCAUGGAGAAGCAUCUGGAGCAGUCGGUGCUGUCCAAGCUCCCGUACGGCUAUGACUCGGUGACCAGGCAGUCGUUGUCCAGCACUGAGGAUGACAUGGUGCCAGAGCCUCAGCUUGACACUUUUGUCUUCUGCAAGACCAAGAGCGACGUAGGUGCAUUCCAGCUAGAUGACAUAGGAGAGGAGGUUGUGGAUUUGGUUGCUGAUGACUUGUAUGUUCUUCGGUACAAGUCCAUCAAGGGACUCGUUGAGAGUAGCCGGAUCGACCUCAUCUGAUAUCAAUGACCGCAAGUAACAUAUCAUGGACCUUUUGGUCCUAGAUUCUUCCCAAUUCGUGGAAAGUAAGGAAUCAAGGGAAAAAAAUCGCUAAGCACCGUCACAAAAACGACAACAACUGAAAGCCGCUGUAUAUGUGCCAUUGGCAUGUGGCUUAGGCUUUCUAUGUAUUUUGUAAUGUGUACAUGAUUUGUCAUGGUACUGAACUUAGUUUAUCUACUCUACUUAUUAUUUUACUCCAUUUAUAAAUGAAGAUCAGAGUCAUGUAAUUGCCAAUUCCCCGCUUAACACUGUCGAUGGCAGCUAUAACUUCAUCAGAUGUUUAGUUUGGGACAAAAAUAUCUGCAGAGUAACCUUGCCCAAAAACACAAAGGAAUGGAGAUCGGAGACACCAUAUGUACCCUAUAACAAUUUUUUUUUAUAGAAGUGAAGAAAUGGUGACGAGA
Sorghum bicolor (sorghum) is the source of this 1250-nucleotide messenger RNA. Its product is annotated as DNA replication complex GINS protein SLD5. NCBI's taxonomy places the organism in Eukaryota, Viridiplantae, Streptophyta, Magnoliopsida, Poales, Poaceae. Gene Ontology annotation, biological process: double-strand break repair via break-induced replication; DNA-templated DNA replication. The record is from RefSeq and is a predicted model, not a curated record. Bases 157 to 804 code for a protein of 215 amino acids. The transcript has 6 exons. Gene Ontology annotation, cellular component: GINS complex.